Messenger RNA from Leptinotarsa decemlineata (Colorado potato beetle), 1048 nucleotides. RefSeq names its product tRNA N(3)-cytidine methyltransferase METTL6. Lineage: Eukaryota; Metazoa; Arthropoda; Insecta; Coleoptera; Chrysomelidae. The record is from RefSeq and is a predicted model, not a curated record.
CUCACUCUCGUUUUCUAAUCGUGUGUCGUUGGCAUUCUACAUUUUCUUUUAGAAAAAGUCACCAGUGGACGAGGUUGGUGCUAUGGAUGAAAAUAGCAAAAUCAAACAUUAGAAUGCCCGAAAAUGGACAUCGAGAAAACCAGUGAAUUCGAAAAACCUUUAUCAGAUGAAGAAAUUAAAUGUCUUCAGCUGCAAGAUAACCGUACAGUGAGCGAUUUCCAAGCUAGAAUGUUGGAAGUCAAUGCUCUGAAACAUUGGGACUUGUUUUAUAAAAGAAAUGAAGCAAAAUUCUUUAAAGACCGUCACUGGACAACCAGAGAAUUUGAGGAACUUUUAAAUGAAACUGACUCCACGCCACGAACUCUUUUGGAGGUAGGGUGUGGUGUUGGCAACUUUAUUUUUCCUUUAAUUGAGGAAAAUUCAAAUUUCAUUGUGAUUGCUUGCGAUUUAUCACCACGUGCAGUUGAAAUGGUCAAAAGCAAUUCUCUGUAUAAUGCUGAAAGGAUGAGAGCUUUUCAGUGCGAUAUCACAACUGAAGGCGUUUUCAGCGAAGUCCAGAAAGCUUCCAUUGAUAUAGCUACGUUAAUAUUCGUGCUGUCUGCCAUACACCCCGAUAAGUUUUUGAAAACUUUGAAAAAUGUCUAUGAACUACUAAAACCUGGCGGCAUUUUAUUGCUUCGUGACUAUGGGUUAUAUGAUAUGGCGCAGUUGAGGUUUAAGCCCGGCCAUAAAAUUGCUGAAAAUUUUUACAUGCGACAAGAUGGAACCAGAAGUUAUUAUUUCUCUUUAGACCACAUUUCGAAAUUGUUGGAAGAGACUGGUUUUCAUAUUUCAGGAAAUACAUAUGUUCAUAGGAGGACAGUGAACAAAAAGGAAAAUAUUGAUGUUCCAAGAAUAUUCGUGCAGUGCAAAGCUACAAAACCGGCUUGAUAUAAUGGUAUAGUUUUCCAAGUGAGGGACAAUGGAUACGUCAUAAAUUGAAAGGACCUAUUGAAAGUAUUAUUAGAACUACCACUGUAGAAACCGUAGGUGAGUUGAAAUAAGGUGU